AUGGCACGAAGUAAAAAUAUACUACCGCCGAAUAAGACUGGCCAACCAAGAUCGAGUUCGAAAGGUCGCAUUCCAGCUGCAUUACGAAAUCACCUUGCCUCCGAUGGGCUUUACAAGAUAGUAUCAUGGGAUUUGGGUACUGGAUAUACAAGCAUACAUAUUGCAGACAUCGAGGUCAAGUCGGGGGAGCUCACAAAUUUGGAAAGCAUCAAGCCGACCCAUUUUUAUCGCUAUUCCAGUAAUCCAAAUCAGCGACCGGAAAUUACAACAGAAGUCCCGACUAUAUGCGCUCACAUCCCUGGCGAAACAGAUGAAUCCAAAGCUCAACAUGGAUACGAAGUCGACCCUAUAGGCGAUGAGACUGGGGCAGUGGUUAUCGAUAGAAUCAAGGAGGCGUUGUAUUCUGGACCAGAAGCAAGGGAACAAAACAAGGCUCUCAGGAAUUUGGCACUCAGAAUUCCCUAUCUUAAGACUCGAUAUAGUGAUACCCAGCUAGCAGCUCAUCCAGAGAUCUGGAUGCUGGCUGAUUACAUCCUUUGGCUUGCUCAGCUGGUGAACUCAACCAUUAUCAAAGAAGACCUUCAAGGAGAUCUGAUCUGGGUUUGUACCAUCCCUUCUAAUUGGGACAGAAAUAGUAUCAAGUUGUAUACGCUUGCUCUGGAUGCUUCUCCGAUUCUUGCUGGCAGAUAUAUGCUGCAAUCGGAGAUAGAAAGCGCCAUCGCAGGACUGAUACACCAAUCCCCAAAGGGAUCAAGAAUGAAGGAUGGCGAUGUCUUCUUCACAUUUGAUAUUGGUAAAGGAACAUCUGAUUUUAGCGUCUCUCGUCAGAUAUCUAGCGACCCAACUCAAGUUGAAGAAAUUAUGCCGUCUGCCGCAUUGUUUGCGGGAUCGAGGACUGUACUACAGCUUUGGGAGUCGCACAUCCGUAACCUAUGUAAGAAAGAGUCAGAAGAUUCCGACCAUUUUGAAUCAGACCUAGCCACUUCAAGAGUGAGUUUCGUCAGAAGUAUGCAUACAUACAAAGGACAGUCCGGGAAGGAAGUGGAUAGAGUGUACCGUAUCUGUGGACAAAAGAUCACAGUAACAAGUGCAACGCUUGUGGCUUAUGGGGCUAUAAUCCGGGCUGUCACAUCUGUCAUGUCGAUUAGAAAAAGCCAUUACUGGAUAGGACUUGCAAGGAAGGAGUUCUAUUAUAAGAAAAAGCACACCAAUAUACCUCGAGCAGAUAUUGUGAAUGACGAUAUUAUGGGAAACAAUGGCAAGAUGAAAAACGAAAAGCAAGUAAGGACCAUUCAGUGGUGGGCUCAACCAGGGGAAAAUUGCGUUGUUGAUGGCGUCAUCGAUCAGAUGCCCUUUAUUAAGAUGGCAGAAAUCUUUGAUGAAGAGGGAUCUGUAGCAAACCAAUCCACAGAUUACAAAGUGCCUAUAAUGGUAUAUAUUUGUCCAAGUUUGGAUACAUCGCAAGUGAUGGAUAACGACAAAGACGAGAUCGCGGAAAAUGGUGCUGGAAAAAGAGGCUGGUCUUAUCAGAGUACGACUUCUAAAGUAAAGGAGUUUGAAUUUGAAAUCGACUUCAGUCCUAGCGUCCCUAAUCCCUUAGUUAACGCCAGCGAAUUGGUCCCGGUCAAUGGAUUCUACAAUAUUAAUUGGACCAUUUUUGCUGAAACCACAGGCAUUGGAAUCGACUUUUGGUGUGCCGUCCGUUCGAAUGAUCAAGACUUGAAUAUGCGAAUGGUACACCGAGUUCUAUUUACGGAUCUUGUGGGAGUGAUCCAGCAAUCUUAUGUUGUUGAUGAUGAUGAUGAGAUUAUGGAGCAUAACAGCGAAGACAACGGAUCUAUACCAAAAGAAACAGACGAGAAAGAGGCUGAUAACGAUAAACUUGAAGUUGAGCAACUCAACUCCAAGAACAAACCACUCUUUCCAGGUCUCAUUGCAUCGCACCCAGCCUCAAAUGUCGUUGACAUCAGUAGUACAAAGGCAGCAGCGAUAUCAAAAAGUAACAAACGACAAGGAUCUGAGCAGCUAGAAGAGCAACCCAGAAAAAAAAAGGCUAAAAAUUCGACUCUAUCUUCUCAAGGCACAAAUACAAGUGAUAAACCUCUAACACAACCACAAAUUGAAAGCACAACGGUGAAAGAUACACUAACGCCUGCCAGCAGUUUGGAGUCAGAAGAAGUCCAGUCUCCAAGCUCAAAAUCUUCGGAAAAACAACUCGAGAAAUCGCAUUCAGAGCCGGAUGAGGAUGUAGAAAAGGAAGGUAUCUUUAUCAACCCUGAAACUCUAUUGAAAAACAUUUCCGAUUCGAAUGAGACUAUAGCAGAGCCAGUCAUAGAGGAUUUUGAAGAUGAGGAUGAGUAUAAUGCUGCAAUGAUAGAAUACAUCGAUCAACUUCGACACGAGGGAUUAACUAGGCUACAAGCAGGCUGCGAUUCUGAAGCAUGUAUGCAUUUCAACGAGCAGAUCUGGAUUCAAGUCUGUCAGUUUAUCCAUCAUAAGCCAACCCUAAAGAAACCGGAAUAUUGUGUUAAGGUUCCUGGCGGUUUUGGGCAUCAAUUACUACCUUGUCAGCUUCAUGGUGUUUGGUAUAGUCUUCGGCAGAUUCAUGGUAUUGCAGGGUCUGUUUUUCUAUGUCACAUUAUGGGUAUUGGAAAAACCACUAUGGCACUCGCGAUCCAUUGGAUUCAACAUAUCUUCAAUAUGAUAUGGGCUGACAUAAACGCUAAUUCGAAGGCUCAUGUUACACAUGGCGAAUGUCCAGCCAAUAAGCAGAUGUAUAGAACAUAUGGGUUCGAUUGCCCUUGCUCUGCUGACAGUGCAAAUCACUGGUUGAAGGAGAGAUUGGGUGUCACCGUUGCUCUUACUCCUCUCGGUCUAUUGAAUGUUUGGAAAGCUGAGCAUAAACAGUGUUUUAAAAAUAUUCCUGAUCAGAUUUUGGUCAAAGCACAUGGUACUGCUAAUACCAGUGGAGGCGAUCAAUUGGAUGGCAGCACGCAAGCUCUAUUGAAAGGUACAGAGAUUUUCCAAGAAGAGGUUUCCCAAGGCAAUGAAGAUAAAUCUCUGGAUGAGUCCAAAAAGCCGAAAAUUCCGUCAAUUUAUACACCACGCCUUCAAAAUGGGCACGUAUUUAUUAUUACCACACCAGAAUCAUUUGCCAGCCAAUUCUUGAAUAAAUUUCAGCACAUAAAGACAUGGUGGUACCAGCCACCAGGUAAACCAUCUACCAACAGCCAAGGGAAACAUUAUAUUACCAAACCCCAGCGACAACAGCGGAAAACACCAGCUUAUCAAUCAUGUAUUGUCUCUCUUCUGUUCAAAGACGAAUUCCAGCUUCGAAGGACAGAAUCUAUUAGAGCUAUCCACGAUAUUCAAAUGCGACAACAUAUCAAGAACGAAACGAAAUUGCUACAUGAUUGUGGACAUGAAGUCUAUCAUCGAAUCGCAUUAGUAUUGUUAAGUGGUACGCCUUUGAUGACAGGACCAUUGGAUAUUUCCGGUUUUGUUCAAUUGAUGUGUCGCGAUAGCUGGAGGAAGGAUGCAGUUUUGCGAAAUUGGAUGCAUAACGAGUUGCACGAUCUUGGUGAAAGAUGGAAGAAAUGGACUGAUAGCAGGUCUAUUGAUACUCAAGAUAUUUCUCAUGAAAUAACUCACAGGUUUAGUCCGCUGGUAGAGAAACUUAUGAUUCGAUGGACUACGAACAGCGAUCUUCUUGGUGAGAAACCUGUUAUUGUGCCACGGAAUCUCUACUCCGACAUCAAAUGCGAUAAUGGACCAUACUGGACUCCUAGGGUUGACUCUCUUGGCCAAGAAGAAUCUAAGAGGUUGGAAAAGAGAGAAAAGAUACGUCGAGCGAAAUAUGGCCAUCUCAAAGAUUAUAAGCCAUUAGACAAGACUAAUGUUAAUAUCUACUAUCGUUCUCGACUAUGCGCAUCCUUCCCAUAUCUCAUGGAGCUUACCGAUGACGAUGGCAUUUCGUUGAAACUGACAGAGGCUGAAUGGGUAGAGAAAACCACAGGAAAGAACUGGGAAUGGAAACAGGAGACAGAUACUGAUCCGUACUUCAAACAUUUGAAGGAGAUUGUUGCAUCUUCGGGCAAGCUUCGUGAGAUUGAGAAAAAGAUCAAUAAAUACAAACACUUCACUGAUGCCGAAGAGAAGUUGGCAAGGCAAAUCUUCUGUUCCUAUUUCUUUACCGGUGCCUAUAUCAUGUAUCUGUGGAUGAUAUACAUCCUUAAGAUCAACCCCGAGGAUGUCAUUUUCUUAUACAAGCCUAUGGGCCAAAGAAAAAUCAAUGAUGCAUUAGCAAGAUUUCAUGUCAAUGUCGACAGCAAAAUACCAGCUAAGGAACAGAAAACCGCUAGAUACAUUGUUGCAACUAGUUCAUCCUUUGCUGUAGGACUGACUCUAGCAGAGGCUGUAUCAGUCGGCUUCCUAGAGCCAGAUUAUCAUGCAGAUACUGUGGCUCAAGGGAUUCAUCGCCAUUGUCGCCAGGGGAAUAAAAAUCUGGAUCAUGGUGUCGAAUCCUGGAUGUUUAUGGUGAAGGAUAAUAAAGUGGAAGGAAGGAUAUUCGAUGUUAACAAUCUACGCAAGCAAAUUAUUAAUGCAGCAGAACGUAAAGUUGACGAUAAUGCGAAGAGGGAUGGGCAGGAUAUAAUCUCAAAUCCUUAG
Sclerotinia sclerotiorum 1980 UF-70 is the source of this 4668-nucleotide messenger RNA. RefSeq lists its product with no specific name. NCBI's taxonomy places the organism in Eukaryota, Fungi, Ascomycota, Leotiomycetes, Helotiales, Sclerotiniaceae. The record is from RefSeq and is a predicted model, not a curated record. Bases 1 to 4668 code for a protein of 1555 amino acids. The transcript is spliced from 7 exons. Gene Ontology annotation, molecular function: ATP-dependent chromatin remodeler activity; ATP binding.